Thunnus maccoyii (southern bluefin tuna) is the source of this 1969-nucleotide messenger RNA. RefSeq names its product SH2 domain containing 5 (gene sh2d5). The record is from RefSeq and is a predicted model, not a curated record. The transcript has 10 exons. NCBI's taxonomy places the organism in Eukaryota, Metazoa, Chordata, Actinopteri, Scombriformes, Scombridae. Gene Ontology annotation, cellular component: postsynaptic density. Bases 290 to 1501 code for a protein of 403 amino acids.
GAGGGUGGAGUGAUCCAACGCCUUAUCUUCCGCUUAGUUUGACAUUAUAGGAAUAGAAGUGUUUAUAUGUGUAAAGGCUUCCUCCGCCUCCUUCUCCUCCCCGGGUUCCUCUCCCUCGAGCCCCGCCUCGGGCCAGCAGCACACCUGGUCCUCGAAGAAGCAGCAGCAGGUAAGUUGAGGAGGUGUUGAGAGUUUUGUGUCCACUACGGUGUGUGAAGAAGACUCAGGCUGGGUGGAGGAGGAGGUGGUGGUGGAGACUCUCCGGUUCUGAAAAGGAUAAACAGGCAUUAUGGGUGAGGCACCAGCCAGAGAAGAUGGUACAGUGACACGAUCAGCAGAGUAUGUGGGCUCAUUUCCUGUGGAUGACUGCUGUUUGGACGACCAGAUGGAGCAACUGCACACGCAGCUGAAGUCCCUUAAAGCAUGCAAGAGAAGAAGGUCUGUAUCCCUGAAAUUCUCCAAUAAAGGUGUGAAAAUGUACAACGAGGAUGAAACGACCCUCCUGAUGGCUCAUGCUCUGCGGAGAGUCUCUCUGUCCACCGCUCGGCCCGUUGACGCCCAGUUUGCCUUCGUCUCCCACAACCCCGGCAGCACUGACACCCAACUGUACUGCCAUGUGUUCAAAGCGAGGCAUGCCAGAGCUGCUCAGUUCCUGAACCUGCUGCUUUGCCGCUGUUUCCAGCUGUCUUACUUAGAGAAGCACCCAGAGGAGGCCCAGGAAUACUCUGCCGGUUCAGCACCUCGUCGCAACCCCUCCCUGCUCAACCAUGGCUUCCCUCUCAGCGUCAGUGCCCUGGUGUCCUUCAGAAGAGCCCCUUUUCGAGGGUUGUUACCAGGGACAAAGAAAAGUCAGAAGUCUUCUGAUGACCCGCACAGCAGCCAAGAUGAAGUCUUCCCCACCUCCUCCCCCUCCCUGACGCGCAAGAAAGCCAUCCGCAACAAAGUACUGAGCUCUGGGGCCUACCGCUCCUUCACUUUCACACCGCUCAAACAGCGCAGUGUUCAGGAGCGACUCAGUGCGUCACAAGGAAAGGGCAAAGACAAGACACCAGCGAAGAGAUCCCGCGCUCCGAGCUUGGCCGAAACAGAAGAAGCACUGGCUCAAGCGGUGUGGUGUUGGGCCGGUAUCGCAACUGACAGCAGCUAUUCCCUGCUCGCAGACGAUGUUCUGGGAUCAUACCUCCUGUGCCAACAUCCUAAAAAACCAAAAUGUGGCUCUCUCAUCAUUCGCUUCCCGUCUGGCCUGAUCACCCACCUCAUAGAAAACACUCGUAAAGGGAAAUUCCUGUUGGAGAAAUGCAAGACUGAAUUCGCUUCAAUAGCAGAAUUGAUUGAACACUACACAGAGAACCGGGAUGAGCUGCCAUGCCCGCUGAACUGUGCCCGAGUAAACCACUGCUAUGAGUGGGAGGAAAGUACCAGCAAGCUACAGUCUGUAAAGCUACACAAGAGCCCGAACAAAGCCAAAAUUAAAAGUACUCACAGAAGGGAAUGGAUUUAAACCCCGUACUCUGGAGCUUGCGGAUCGCCAACCUCUAAGACUUUAAAAUAUGUGACACCUUUUUUUUUUUUUUUUUUUUUUUUGCACAUAUCUUACAUUUUGAAUCACAUUUGAAGUUGUGGGGAAGCUUCACAAACUUUGUAAAACACAAUGCACCUAUUAGUGUGUUGGCACUUAAUGUAUAUAGUAUACAAGUUGUUUCGUCAGGAUAAGGGUACUUCUAUGUCAAAGAUUUAAUAUUUUGUUCUUGCUGCUUUUAUGUUUCUCAAUAUAAUGUUUUAAUAUAUGUGCCUGUAAGGCAUCAGAUGAGUUAUUAAUGUUUUUAAGAUGUGAAACUUCUGAGUUCACAGUAUUUACUCUAUCAAUAUGGGUUUUGGGGCCCAGAUUGUUGCACCUGAUGGCAAAGCCAUGACUGUUUUUUACCUUCCAUUAUCAAAAUGUUAUGCAAAUAUAUUUGCUAAAAUUUUA